AUGUACUUCGAAAAGAUUGAGUCAGGGGCUCGAGCUGAAAGGGCACGAAUCAUUGCAGGCAUUCAGCUGGGCGGCUUGAAACAGCCCUGGCCAGAGUCCAAGGAACUGCGGGACUCGGAGGUCCCAGCGCACUUACGUCCAGGAGGCGUCUUGAACACCUUCACCUCACUGCAGGAGAUCCUCACCGAGCCGCCCGGGCCCAAAGGCGCAGCGCCUGCGGCCGCCGCUGCCGCCGCGGGCGAACUGCUUAAGUUUGGCGUGCAGGCGCUGCUGGCCGCAAGGCCCUUUCACAGCCACCUGGCGGUGUUGAAGGCUGAGCAGGCCGCAGUGUUCAAGUUCCCACUGGCACCGCUCGGCUGUUCUGGGCUGGGAUCGGCGUUGCUGGCCGCGGGGCCUGGGAUGCCCGGCACCGCAGGCGCUCGACUCCGCGGGAAGCUGGAAGCAGCGGGCUCUGGGGAACCUGGCACCAAAGCCAAAAAAGGACGCCGGAGUCGCACUGUGUUCACGGAGCUGCAGCUGAUGGGGCUGGAGAAACGCUUCGAGAAGCAGAAGUACCUCUCCACCCCUGACAGAAUAGAUCUAGCUGAGUCCCUGGGCCUGAGCCAAUUGCAGGUGAAGACGUGGUAUCAAAACCGGAGGAUGAAGUGGAAGAAAAUUGUUCUGCAGGGUGGAGGCCUGGAAUCCCCUACCAAGCCCAAGGGGCGGCCCAAGAAGAACUCCAUCCCCACGAGCGAGCAGCUCACAGAGCAGGAGCGUGCCAAGGAGGCAGAGAAGCCAGCAGAGAUGCCCGGCGAGCCCAGCGACCGGAACUGCGAGGACUAA
This is a messenger RNA of Cricetulus griseus (Chinese hamster), 822 nucleotides long. The record is from RefSeq and is a predicted model, not a curated record. Lineage: Eukaryota; Metazoa; Chordata; Mammalia; Rodentia; Cricetidae.